Macadamia integrifolia is the source of this 1451-nucleotide messenger RNA. RefSeq names its product serine/threonine-protein kinase SAPK2-like. Bases 321 to 1340 code for a protein of 339 amino acids. The record is from RefSeq and is a predicted model, not a curated record. The transcript is spliced from 9 exons. Gene Ontology annotation, molecular function: protein serine/threonine kinase activity; ATP binding. Gene Ontology annotation, biological process: intracellular signal transduction; protein phosphorylation. Lineage: Eukaryota; Viridiplantae; Streptophyta; Magnoliopsida; Proteales; Proteaceae.
UUCUGUCACAACCCACAUGUCAUCCCCCUUUCCUUCCCUCUCUCUAGCCGCCUUUAGCCUUUUCCUUCAAAUUUUACUGCUGUGAAAACACUCUUAAGUCGUUUGAUUGUAUGCUCUAAUGGACGAUUUGACAUGGUCCAACAAAUCUGGCAGAGCCCAGAAUCGAAAAGGGUCAUCAGCUUUCUUCGUUUCCUCCCUUCCCUUUUGAAGACUCCAUUUUCUUCUGCGAAUAGGACGAUAGCAGAAGAGCCCAGGGAUUGAUAGAUAGAGAGGAGAGAGCGAGAGACGGUGCUCUGUUUCAUGUGUUCUGUUUUGAAGUCAUGGAGCGCUAUGAGAUACUGAAAGAUAUUGGGUCUGGGAAUUUUGGGGUUGCUAAGCUUGUUAGAGAUAAGUGGACCAAGGAACUCUAUGCUGUGAAGUAUAUUGAAAGAGGGCAGAAGAUUGAUGAAAAUGUGCAGAGGGAGAUCAUGAACCAUAGAUCCUUGAAGCACCCUAAUAUAGUUAUAUUCAAGGAGGUAGUGCUAACUCCUACUCAUCUAGCCAUAGUCAUGGAAUAUGCUGCUGGAGGGGAACUCUUUGCGAGGAUCUGCAGUGCCGGUAGAUUCGGUGAAGACGAGGCAAGGUACUUCUUUCAACAAUUGAUAUCAGGAGUCAGUUACUGCCACUCAAUGCAAAUCUGCCACAGAGAUCUUAAGUUGGAAAACACACUCUUAGAUGGUAGCUCGGCACCUCGUCUAAAAAUAUGUGACUUUGGGUAUUCAAAGUCAUCUGUAUUCCAUUCUCAACCAAAAUCUACUGUAGGGACACCAGCCUAUAUUGCACCCGAGGUACUAUCAAGAAAGGAGUAUGAUGGCAAGAUUGCAGAUGUUUGGUCUUGUGGAGUCACUUUAUAUGUAAUGUUGGUUGGAGCUUACCCCUUUGAAGAUCCUGAUGAUCCAAGGAACUUCCGAAAGACAAUUGGGCGGAUACUUAGUGUCCAGUACUCAAUUCCAGAUUACGUUCGAGUAUCCAUAGACUGUAAGCAUCUUCUUUCUCGGAUAUUUGUGGCUAAUCCUGAAAAGAGGAUAACCAUUCCAGAAAUUAAAAACCAUCCAUGGUUCUUGAAGAAUUUGCCAAUAGAAUUCAUGGGAAGAGAAGAAGGAAACUUUCUUAAUAAUGAUAUAGAUACAUCUCAAAGCAUUGAAGAAGUACUGUCUAUAAUACAAGAGGCAAGGAAACCUGCUGGAGGACCCAAGAUUGGUGGACAUUUAAUUGGAGGCAGCAUGGAUCUUGAUGAAAUUGAUGCAGAUGUAGACAUAGAUGAUGUUGAAUCAAGUGGUGAUUUUGUUUGUGCAUUAUGAGUAUGUAUUACAUAUGAAAGCUGAUCUAGUUGUGAUUUUGUUUUUGGAUUAGGAGAAAAUCUUGCUUUUGUCAAGUAGUCUUUGUGGGUUAAUAUAUAUCACUGUUUCUUA